Messenger RNA from Lobosporangium transversale, 1614 nucleotides. Its product is annotated as Na+ dependent nucleoside transporter C-terminus-domain-containing protein. The coding region runs from base 1 to 1614 and encodes 537 amino acids. NCBI's taxonomy places the organism in Eukaryota, Fungi, Mortierellomycota, Mortierellomycetes, Mortierellales, Mortierellaceae. The transcript has 2 exons. Gene Ontology annotation, molecular function: nucleoside transmembrane transporter activity; symporter activity. Gene Ontology annotation, biological process: nucleoside transmembrane transport. Gene Ontology annotation, cellular component: membrane. The record is from RefSeq and is a predicted model, not a curated record.
AUGGAAGAACUCGAGGACCUUGACGCAGCCUCUCAACGUUCAUACCAUGGCCGCUUUGCAUUUUAUUAUCGACAUACCAAAGUUUGGAGCCAUUUACUUUUCUUUUUGAUCUGCACAGGUCUCUUUGUGCCCGCAGCGGUCCUUCACAAAAGUGGAAACCUGCUAGUCCUCUCACUGUUGUAUGGGGCCAUUGUGUGGUGGAUUGCACUUCAACAUUUACCCUCUGGAAUGGCUUCAAAACCAGUAUCGAUUCUCUGGAAUGGAGGUGCAAGAUUAAUCAACAUGAUGCCUAGCUUAGGUGUCAAGGUGAUCGGCUAUGGCAUUCCACCCUUGGCCUUGAUCUUAACUGCAGCGCUAAGAUCGGAUGACGCCCAUGGUACCCGUGCCCAACGUUUGAUCUCCUGCUUGGGGUUGGUGGUCCUCUUAUUGGUUACCAUUGCCUUCUCCAAGAAUCGCAAGGCCAUUUCCUGGAGAAUCGUGUGGACUGGAAUCUUUAUGCAAUAUAUUCUUGCUCUUCUCAUCAUCCGCUGGAGUGUUGGUUACCAAAUCUUCCAAUUUAUUGCUCAGCAGGCCGAAAACUUCCUUAGUUAUGCUUCUCAGGGUCGCGAGUUCAUUUUUGGACCCAACUCUGUGGUAGUAAAUGAUGUACCCUGGCCUUUAGCUAGUUCCUUCGCUGUCUCAGUCUUACCAGCCAUCAUUCUGUUCGCUGCUGUCAUCCAGUGCUUGUACUAUUAUAACAUUGUCCAGUCUGUGGUUGCCACCAUGGCCUCGCUUGUCAUUCACAUUAUUGAUAUCUCUGGUGUCGAAUGUGUGGCUGCAUGUGCUGCUCCAUUUGUGGGAAUGUCCGAGGCCUCUAUGUUGGUCGGUCCCUUCGUCUCAGAGAUGACUGAGGCAGAGUUGCAUCAGGUCUUGACCUCUGGUUUCGCCACCAUCUCCGGCUCUGUUUUCUUGGGUCUUUUGUCUUUCGGAGCUGACGCGACUGCUCUUUUGACCUGUUGUAUGAUGUCUGUUCCUUGUGCCAUCGUCAUCUCCAAAAUUCGCUACCCUGAGGUAGAAGUCCCUCUUACGAAGGGAACUGCUGUGGCUCCAGCUUAUAAGGAUCGUGAAUCAAAUGCCAUCCAUGCUAUCUCGAACGGAGCCAUCUUUGGUAUCAAGCUCUGCAUCGUCAUCGUUGCUGUGCUCUUGGCAGUCAUUUCGCUUUUAGGUCUGGCGAACGGUUUAUUGGGCUGGAUCUUUGGUUUCUAUGGCGUGGAGAUUUCGAUUGAGAAGAUCGCAUCUUGGGUAUUGUACCCUCUGGCUUGGUUGAUUGGUAUUCCAACUCAGGAUUUGACUCCAGCAGCUGAGGCCAUGGGUAUCAAGUUCAUUCUAAACGAAUUUGCAGCCUUUGCCCAGUUCACGAAGAUUCAACAUACAUUGAAUCCCCGUACGGCUUUGUUGACGACCUACGCAAUGGCCUCAUUCGCCAAUGUUGGUUCCAUUGGUACUCAAAUCUCCUUGUUCUUGACCUUGGCACCUGACCGUGCUGAUGCGAUCGCUCGUCUGUCCUUCUCGGCCUGUAUGGCCGGCGCUGUUUCAACUUUGAUCUCUGCCUGCAUUGCUGGCAUUGUUUCUUAA